CAGCCCAACAUGUAGUUCUCCAAGCAAGCCCGUCAUGCCGUAAUUAUCGCCAAUAUAUCAAUAAGGCAGUUGGGUAAUAUUCAUGCAGCUGCUGGUUCCAAGACACCGGAUCAUUCCGGAGGUUGGAGGUCUCGGCCCUGAGAUGAGUUGGCAAAGAACCACAACCUUCUCUAUUCGUCCACCCAAACAGACGUUUUGGAAGGCACAAAUAACAACCAAAAUCCACCACAACCUCAGGGGUUUUCCGCAUCUCAGAAUCGUGAUGUCUUUCCAUGUCUCCGUAUCUCAAAAGAAAAGCUGAGGAUCGUUGCCCUGUCCGGCAAGUGCCGUUUGACUCUUGCCACUGGUAUCUUGACGCUGCCAAGGCCGGGAAGCCUGGGGAAAGUGUGGGAUGCCGACAGGCCGGGAGGUCAAGACAUGGGAGGAUGAUGCCAUCUGGAUAUCAAAAUCGAGGGUUCACCUUGCUUAUAACCUGUCAACUUGUCAGUUCUUCAGGGUCCUUUCCCAACUCCAAUUCGAACAGACAUAGCAAUUGGAUCCGGCCGAUUGGUUGCUGUCGGCGGCGUUGAUCGGAAACUUUUUAUUAGCCUCGUGGAACCUUUACAGCCGAACGGGGCUAGAAGAGUUGGCAGCGAUCCUUGUGAAUUUUUUACCAUGAUCGAAACCCAGCCCGGCGAUAAAGCACUUUGCACUUUUCAGGGGGGAGGGGGGGGCUUGAAACUUCGGUUGAGAAUCGGUCUAUGAAAGUUUACACUUUGAAGGCGGCGGGCUGGACUUGCGGUGACAGCUGCUGCAUGUGAGAAGCUGGAAGGAAGCCCACACACAACGCACCCCGGGUGGCCGUUGAUGCAAUUCCAGGCAAAAUCCUGCCACAGAAAAAUGGCUCCCCUUCGGCCGCUCACUACCAGAGAAAGAAAAAGACUGGAGCCUCGGGCUUAACCGGCAACUGCGUUGCUGUUAGCGCUACUGUGCCGGCCAGUGAUAAGGCUGGAAAUGGAGCAGAAAGGCAGUGGAUGGCUGGCGAUGGCCCGUGCCCGCACUGACAAGGGGUGCCGGGAAGACUCGCAAAGCUCAAAAGCUGGUCUCUUCCAAGGCCCACUUGUCGAAUUUUUUUCCCUCUCCCCCCCCAAACCCUCUCGUCCGCAGAAUUUAAUUCUCGCGACCUCCCCAUCUCUUCCCGUUUCCAAUCUCUCACCGCAGAGAUCUCUCCACUCAUUCUUUUCUAAUCGAGGCCGACUUGAUCAGAAAACUUCAAAAUGUCUGACGCUAAGCCUCACGUUUUGGGCAUGCCCCCCUUCGUGGUGGACUUCUUGAUGGGUGGUGUCUCCGCCGCCGUCUCGAAGACCGCUGCUGCUCCCAUCGAGCGCAUCAAGCUUCUCGUUCAGAACCAGGAUGAGAUGAUCAAGGCCGGCCGCCUCGACCGCCGCUAUGCUGGUAUCACCGACUGCUUCAAGCGCGUCACCGCCGACGAGGGUGUCAUGUCCCUCUGGCGUGGCAACACUGCCAACGUCAUCCGUUACUUCCCUACCCAGGCCUUGAACUUCGCUUUCCGUGACAAGUUCAAGAAGAUGUUCGGCUACAAGAAGGACAAGGAUGGCUACGCCAAGUGGAUGGCUGGUAACCUUGCCUCCGGUGGUGCCGCUGGUGCCACUUCCCUCCUCUUCGUCUACUCCCUUGACUACGCCCGUACCCGUCUGGCCAACGACUCCAAGUCUGCCAAGGGUGGCGGUGCCCGUCAGUUCAACGGUCUCAUCGACGUCUACAGAAAGACUCUCGCCGCUGACGGCAUCCGCGGUCUCUACCGUGGCUUCGGUCCUUCCGUUGCCGGUAUUGUCGUCUACCGUGGUCUCUACUUCGGCAUGUACGACUCCAUCAAGCCCGUCCUCCUUGUCGGUGACCUCCAGAACAACUUCCUUGCCUCUUUCGCCCUUGGUUGGUGCGUCACCACCGGUGCCGGUAUCGCCUCUUACCCCCUUGAUACCGUCCGUCGUCGCAUGAUGAUGACCUCCGGUGAGGCUGUCAAGUACAAGUCCUCUUUCGAUGCCUUCCAGCAGAUCGUCCGCAAGGAGGGUGUCAAGUCUCUCUUCAAGGGUGCCGGUGCCAACAUCCUCCGUGGUGUCGCCGGUGCUGGUGUCUUGUCCAUCUAUGACCAGCUCCAGGUCCUCAUGUUCGGCAAGGCCUUCAAGGGUGGUUCCGGCUAAAUGCACUUAGCCAUUGUACAAACACAACAAUGACAGGGGAGGAUGGUGGCGGUUUUGGGGAAGAAGAGAUGGGUAGACAGGGUGGAUCCGUUCGUGGCCGCAUGGACGUGCUGGGACGGUGGAAAAACACUUGCGGGUUAAAAUUGGGCAUGUCUGGCGUUAUGGGACGCGGAUGGGCCGAGGGUUACUCGCUGUAAUUUAUACUCUUUCAGCCAUUCCUGGUGUAUUCCUCGUCACGAUGGGAUUGCUUUGCCACUCCUGGCUAUUUCCUUUGGUUGCAUGCGAAUCAUAGAUCCUUGACAGUACUGAAUUUGCGGUUUAGAGUGAUUUUUCUCCUUGCCUACU
Messenger RNA from Podospora bellae-mahoneyi, 2546 nucleotides. It is a transcript of the gene PET9, whose product is annotated as ADP/ATP carrier protein. The transcript is spliced from 5 exons. The record is from RefSeq and is a predicted model, not a curated record. Lineage: Eukaryota; Fungi; Ascomycota; Sordariomycetes; Sordariales; Podosporaceae. Gene Ontology annotation, biological process: mitochondrial ATP transmembrane transport; mitochondrial ADP transmembrane transport. Gene Ontology annotation, cellular component: mitochondrial inner membrane. Gene Ontology annotation, molecular function: ATP:ADP antiporter activity. Bases 1257 to 2201 code for a protein of 314 amino acids.